AUGGCCAUUAUUGCGACGCCGACCAUUAUUGCGGCAAAUGUCCAAACGGAGAGGGGACUUGCUGCUUCGGCGACCGCGGAGGGGAGCACGGGCACUGUGAACGUCUCCUCCGCAGCCCCGGCUUCUGGGUCCAGCUACGCUUCAAGCUCUGGUGCCGUCGGUUCCAGUGCCUAUCCCCAUAUCUGGUACACCACCUUCACCUACUACCAGGUCGUCUACUUCCAAUCUCAAGGCGAAUCGACCACCAGCGUAGACUCGUCCACGAUCACAAAACAGACUCUGCUCUCCGUCUACGCCAGCCAGUCUGACGAAGCGGACUCGAUGUUCACAUCCAUGGAGAAAUCGGUGCAAGCUCAUGCCAGCGCAACGACGCUUGCCGGCGCAACAUCGGGGACGGCUGCUGCUGGUGCUUCAUCAUCGUCGUCGAUGGCUGCGUCUUCCUCGGGAGCGGCAGGUCCUUCGGGUCUUGCAAGACAUAUGUUCAGUCGGUCCGAUGUACCGAGCGCCUGCUUCUUGGUUCUUGGUGGGAUGGUUGGGUUGCUGGCGAUCGCGUUUGUAUGGCAUCCGUUAAGGGUUACCGAGCAUCGACAUGGAGCGUCUACUGUUCUGUUGCAUUUGCCUUCUGGACUACCCACGCUGAACGAGGAGCGGGAUGAGUCUAUCUGCAAUCACCUACGCGCAGGCUUAGAUCUUCCGACAGUAAGGAUCAAUUACCGUUCCGGCCGAAGUCACCAGUUCCCAACGCCUCUCCAUGACGUGCUGGCCGGUUACGACUGGGUUCUGGAAAAUCUGCUUCCUAAGCGAUCCAUCUCGCGACAUGGCCGCUCUGAGAGCAUAGGAAGGGUCGCUGUGCACGGCGAGCUAUUUGGAGGUGGGCUUGCGAUAGCGCUUGCUCUUACGGAGUGUCAUCUCGGUCAGCCAGGCGUGGUUGCUGCUGCAGUAAGCCACCCUAUCGUCGACUGGCUGGCCUUCGACGAAAAGCAACAAACGCCGAAGAGGGCCUCUACCAAUACGUAUGAUUCACUAGCGGUCGCAGAAGCCUCUACUUCGUCAUUCAAAGACUUGCGACUUCUCCGAGCCAAAAUCUUCGCGAAGCCCAGCCAUUACUUUGACCCAUUCGCCUCGCCAAUGCUCUUCUUUCGUUCUGCUGGGACAGAUGCACCAGCUGGUCAUUCAGGCAUGGCCCAAGAUGACCUUGACUACCUCAGUAUGUCGGAGCUGGAUGAGGCUAUCUUUGACGAGACUGCCACAGAUGCGAACGGCGAAGAGUUCUUCGGUACUUCCGAUGAGUCGAUUCCACCACCAGCAAGACGCAGAGCAUCGCGCAGGUUCCCAGGCAAGAAGAUGGGCCUACGCCUGCCCUCGUUCUACAUCGCCGCCACCGAAGAUACGCCACUCGCCAGCCAAGCUAAGGAACUGGCGCAUCACUUACGAGCCAGUUUUGUGCGACAAAGGAAGAACGCAGCCUCCAGAUCUUUUGGCUUCGGUCGAAAGGUGUUGGUGGAGGGCGAGUACGACCAGCUGACAGACGACGAGAGAACGGUUAUCGAGGCCGGCAUGGCGGACGCACGAGAGAAUGUCCGACUUGAUCUACACGAAGAACAUUGGCCCUCGGACAAAAGAAUGGACGAGAGCAAGACAAUUGAGAUGAUGAGAUGGCUGAAUGUUGUCCGUCGCUGA
This is a messenger RNA of Saxophila tyrrhenica, 1680 nucleotides long. RefSeq lists its product as uncharacterized. NCBI's taxonomy places the organism in Eukaryota, Fungi, Ascomycota, Dothideomycetes, Mycosphaerellales, Extremaceae. The coding region runs from base 1 to 1680 and encodes 559 amino acids. The record is from RefSeq and is a predicted model, not a curated record. The transcript is spliced from 5 exons. Gene Ontology annotation, molecular function: lipase activity.